CAUAAAUCGUUCUAUUUCUGUCAGUGAUAGUAGCAAACCGAAAACCGGUAGGUACGUUUUUAAUCACGCCGAAAUGUAUUGAAGUAGGCCGUUCAAUCGUCGGGACCAAUCAAUUAAUUUGUUGUUAAAAAUUUGUUUUCGUUUGUUCAAAGAUGUGCACAAAUUAUACAGGCUUCAAACUUCUGCUCUGUUGUCUGUUAUUGUCUACAGUUAGAGGAUGGGUAUGGGAAUGCACUCCAGCAGGUUCUUGUCAAAGAAGAGACCCCCACGUAAACGAUACAUUUUUUAACAGUUUAGAUGUUUGUCGAUUGGUUUGUGGAGAUCGCGGUAACAUUUGGCCUUUGCCGGCAAAUUAUACCACGAAAAAUAAAGAUCUUGUUUAUAUUGACGCCAAAAAUAUAGUAUUUAGCAUAGACUGUCCUACUACUUCAGCAAAUAUAUAUCUUGGAAAUGUUGUGGAUUAUUUUAAAGACGUAAUCAACGAAAAUGAUGAACAGAACUGUUCAAAAACCAAGUACAAGCUGAUUCUGAAUGUGAACGUAGCUAAUUCGAUUUUGAUUUUGAAUUAUAAAACUAGUGAAGAAUACUCUUUGGAUAUUACUACCGAUUCAUCAAGUAAAACCGUCACAGUCAAUAUUAUAGCAGUGACUAUUUUUGGGGCACGUCACGCCUUCGAAAGUUUACUGCAAUUAAUAGAAACAGAGAGUACCGCUGAUGAAACUUGUUUUGUAACCUUAAAAGAAGUUAGUAUACAGGAUAAACCAAAAUAUAAGCAUCGAGGCUUACUUUUGGAUUCAGCAAGGAACUUUUUAUCAGUAGAGGUUAUUAAAAAGAAUAUUAUUGCCAUGGGCAUGUCAAAAUUAAACACACUCCACUGGCAUAUGAGUGAUUCUCAAAGUUUUCCAUUUGUGUCUGCUAGAGUUCCCAACAUGACUAGCUACGGAGCAUAUAGCGCAGCUCAAACUUAUUCGCCAUAUGAAAUAAGAGAUCUUCUACAAUUCGCCAAGCUUCACGGAGUUCGAAUUAUUCCAGAAAUUGAUGGACCUGCCCAUACUGGGAGUGGAUGGCAGUGGGGUGCAGACGCUGGUUUAGGAGAUUUAAUUGUUUGUUAUAAUAAGCUGCCCUAUAAGUCAUUUUGUAUUCAGCCUCCAUGUGGUCAAAUGAACCCAGCUAAUCCAAAUUUAUAUCAAGUAUUAGGCAACAUAUAUGCUGAUAUUCUUGAUUUAUGGACAGAUGGGCUGGAUUUAUUCCACAUGGGCGGAGAUGAAGUUUAUAUUCCAUGUUGGAAUUCAAGCCAAGAAAUUGUAAAUUAUAUUGACAACAAUAGAUCACCAGAAGCUUUCCACAAAUUAUGGUCAGAGUAUCAGGAAAAAGCAUUAAGUGCAUUUGAUGCCGUUAAUGCAGAUGCUACUGAGCCUUCUUCGGCAAUUCUGUGGACGAGUUCUCUUACCGAAAUAUCACAUGUUGAAAAAUAUGUACCAAAAGAAAGAUACAUUAUCCAAACUUGGGUAUCCAAAUCAGACCCCCUGCCUAAAGAGCUAUUGGAUUUGGGUUACAAACUCAUAAUAUCAACAAAAGACAGUUGGUAUUUAGAUCAUGGAUUUUGGGGCACGACUAAAUACUAUACUUGGAGGACCGUAUAUGAUAAUACGAUUCUUAAUGAUGCAGCUGUUUUGGGUGGCGAGGUUUGCAUGUGGGGGGAACUAGUGGACAACAGUAAUGUUGAGCCAAGAGUUUGGCCAAGAGCUGCUGCAGCUGCUGAGCGGUUAUGGACUAACCCAUCGACAACUUCUAUUGAAGCUACAUCUAGAUUUUUUAGUCAUAAUGACCGUCUAGCCAGACGAGGAGUGAGAACUUCACCAGUUGUCCCAAAGUAUUGCUCUCAGAGUCAUUCUGAUUGUAUUGGUUACUUGGUAACAUAAUGUGAAUACGUGUUAUUUUAUGUUUAAUAAAGUAUGCGUUAAUCAUGA
Messenger RNA from Ceutorhynchus assimilis (cabbage seed weevil), 1970 nucleotides. The record is from the annotation of a GenBank genome assembly. NCBI's taxonomy places the organism in Eukaryota, Metazoa, Arthropoda, Insecta, Coleoptera, Curculionidae.